AUGUAUCUGAAAUAUUUACUUUAUAUUAUAUUGAUUUUAUUUUUUUCGAAUAAUUAUAUUACAAAAGGAGAAAAUUUAACAGAUACAAGUAAUAUAUUAACAUCAACAACUGCAGAAACAAGUGCAUCAACUUUAGUAUCAUGUCCGGAAGGUUAUCAACCAACAUCAUCAGGUUCAGAAUGUCAAACAAGUUCUGAACGUCAAGAUAAUAAAACUGUAAUAAUAAAACAUCAAGAAAAAUCAUCAAGUGGUAGAGCUCGUCGUUGGUUUUUUCUUUUUCUUGGUUGUUUAUUAACAAUAUUUGUAAUAUUUGCUUUACUUAUGACUUAUAAUCAUAUAACUCAACAAAUUCAUCGUCAUUCAUCAACAAAUUCAACAAUAAAUUCAACUAUUGGUAAUAGAUUUCGUAAUAUAUUACAAUCAAUCAGUUUAAAUAAUCUUCGUAAACAUGGAAGAUUUAAUUUUUUUUCUAUUUCAAAUGAUAAUUAUUCAUCUGGACAUAAUCGACAAGGAGAAACAUCACGUACACAUUUAAAUGAAAAUCAAGAUGAAGCUUUAUUAUUUGAUGAUCCAUAUGCUGAUGGAGGAAUUUCAAGUGGAAUUCAUGGAUCAUCUACUAAUCCAUAUAAAUCAUUAACACUUUCAGUUACUUAA
Rotaria sordida is the source of this 654-nucleotide messenger RNA. Lineage: Eukaryota; Metazoa; Rotifera; Eurotatoria; Philodinida; Philodinidae. The record is from the annotation of a GenBank genome assembly.